AUGAGCGAAACACUAACGACAUGCGCAACAUGUGAACGAAUUAUUGAAUUCUCCGACAUAGGUAUUAGACAACAAAUUGCCAUAUUAGGAACUGUUUCCUCACUAAUCGACACGGAAUGUCCACACCGAAGAUGGAUCACAAAACUCGACCCAGAUGGCCCCGCGAUUCAAAACUUCUCCAAGUUGAAAAUUAGCAUGUCUAAAAGUGCAUCAUCUAUAGUGCUCAGACCAAGUCGGAAGGAGACAGGUUCAUUAGGACGGCACUUUGAAUUCGUUCGUGAGAAGAAUGAUGAAUAUCCACAUUCGAGACGUGCACAUUUGUGUGAUAAAAAUCAUGGAACUGCAUGUGAGUAUCCUGGGAAACUCACGCGUAUGGACGCAAUCCAACCGACGUGGUUGAUUGAUACUGUGGCUGGAUGUCUUGUGCCUGGUCCGGGAAAAGUAACAUCAAUCUGCUACAAUAGUCAGGAGUUCUAUCAAAAGGAUCUGUGGCAGCGGUACUUAUGGGCUGAUACAUUAUGUAUUGUUCAAGAUGAUGCGGAGACUUUGCAAACCGAGUUAAACUCUAUAGCUAGAGUAUACACCACUUCUUGUAUUACAAUCGUAGCUGCCGAUGGCAUUGGCGCCAACCAUGGGCUUCGAGGAUUCAAAGGAAUUACUCCCCAACGAGACUUCAAACAAAACGUAAUGUCUAUGACACCACCAAUAAAGUUGAUCGACCACAGAAACAGAAUUGGAAAGACUAGUUAUGUAUAUCACUCACGCGCUUGGACUCACCAAGAAUACCUUGGUGCCAAACGGCGUCUUAUAUUUGAAAAUGGAACCGUUUAUUGGGAAUGCAGCGCAUCUACUUGGAGUGAGGAAUUGAUCCCCGAUAUAAAACCAUACAAGGCGCGAAAAAUCGAUUUACUCUUACCUCAGGAAUUAUUUGUAGAUACCACCUUUCCAGAUAGGAAAAACAUGAACUCUCUAUUACGGGAGUUCAAUCAGAAAAAUCUCACAUCUCCUGGUGAUGCUUUAGCGGCGUUUUCUGGCAUUCAAUGGGGACUCAGCCAGAUAUUUGAAGGCGGUUUACUGUACGGUAUCCCUGAACUCUUCUUUGAGAUUGGGUUGAUGUGGAAUCCAAUUGGUUUUGGAGAGAGACGGUACUCGAUCAGGAAAGAAAUGUCACAGCUUCCAAGUUGGUCAUUCCUUGGAUGGCAAGUAGGCGCUAGGCUUACAGACGAUUGCGAGUUUGAAGCUACUUCGUGGAAGAGAGCUGAAUAUGUAAAAGGCUUUCAAAAACCUGUUACCACAUGGUACACAAUGGACCAUACCAAAUCAACAAAUAGACGACAGAUUACUUCGACUUGGUAUAAGUAUAAGAUUUUAGCCGAAAAUAUCAAGCAGGUACCUCUUGAAGGAUGGAUGCGCACUCGAUUUGGCUGGGACUGUGGUGACCCUGCGCAUCUAAGCACAUUUGCGUAUUCGGGUGACGGCCAGAAAUAUGCCUAUUGGCAUUCAAACUCUCCUGAUCGAUGGUACAAAUAUCCGAUUCCCGUUCUAGACUCGAAAAAACAACACCCUGUACAGCUGCACACGCAAUUUCUCUACUGUUAAACAUCGAGAGCAUUCAUACAUGGUAUCUCAGAUAUUUCUACAAUAGCAGAAACACAAUCUUCGUCUUCAUCUAAACUAAAAGAUAAUAUCAGUUUCACAAAUGUCAAGCUUCAAGGUUCGAAUGGAGAAGUUGUGAGUUUCUUAACGCUUAUGUGUGAAAGUGACAGCUCAUUUUACGCAAAACGCAAUGACUGGGGCUCUCGUUGAAUUUGUUGCUAUUUCUCAAGGCUGGUUUGGCGUCAACACGAAGAGUGGCGAGGAGGAAAAAGAAGUCAAAGAUUGGGUUCCUGAUCACACGACGCGUCAAGAUUGUUAUCAUGUAUUAUGGGUGGAGUGGAAAAACGUUAUUGCGUAUCGAAGGGGUAGUGGGUAUGUGGCGAAAGAGGUAUGGGAGAGAAGGAGAGAGAAAAAAGUGCUGGAUUUGGUGUUGGGGUGAGAGAAGAGGAUGUAUUUCUUUGAGUGGUUUUGUGAGAUGAACUUGUGAUAUAGCAGAAGAUUGUUGUGUUUUGCUGGUAUGAAUCGAUAUACUUGCGAACUCACAAACCCCACCUACCUCAUAUUCACACAUGCACACACGCACACACACAUAGCAUCUCAGGAUCCUCGGAUGGCUCUAUAGAUACGAAGCAGAUCCGAAGAACAAUCUCGCCCUCAGAUCAAGACACAAAAACUCCAGCCAACCACCGCCUCACACUUGCAUAUCUCCCAACUUCUAACUUCUAAAUCCGAACCUCCAGGUCCCAACCUACAACAGAUCAAGAUCAACAGCCCAUCAGAAGGAAAAUAAAAAUACCUCAUCUAGAUACAAACAACACAUCCACAAUCACAAUCACAAUCACAACAACGUCGAAACGGCAAGCUUGCAUCAUAUUUAGUAGAUAACACAUUUAUUAUAUCUAUACACCUACACACCUACACAUCUACAUACCUACAUACCUAAAUUUUUAGAUUUAUUCAUUAAUAGGAAAUUGAUCGAAUAGUAUAUAUUAACAACGGAAUUUUUAAAAAGGAAAUUGAAGAAAAUGUAAGAUUAAAGAGGAAUAGAAUAAUAUAGAAUAAUUUUUGGAUUUUUGAAGGAAUAGAGACUUAGAGAUUGAACUUACCUGAGUGGUAGAUUUUGAUUUGCUGAGUGUUGUUUUCUAGUUAUUUAUAGUUUAGGUGUUGGAACAUCUUAGAGUUAAAGGUGGUUUAUCUAUAGAUAAACUUGUGGAUUGGGGAUUUGUUUAUUUUAUUUUAUUUUAUCUUAUUGUAUAUUAUCUUAGUUUAUUAUAUCUCAUUCUAUC
Molecule: messenger RNA, 2882 nt
Organism: Botrytis byssoidea
Lineage: Eukaryota; Fungi; Ascomycota; Leotiomycetes; Helotiales; Sclerotiniaceae
Exons: 6
Coding region: 1-1599 (532 amino acids)
Source: RefSeq, a predicted model, not a curated record